AUGGAUGAUGAACAGCUGCGUCGACUUAUAUCGUCUCUUUCAAUCCUCUCGAAUCAUGGAUCUUUUCCAUUGCACACGUUCAGUGUAUUAGCAAGUGCGGCACCGCCAGAUAAACUCGCUGAGCAAUUGCAUCAACGAUGGUUAUCUGAGGAGUCAUUCGCAACAAUCGCCGCCGUUGCUGUACUGCAUGUUCAUCAUCUCGGAGAAAUCAGUGAUUCAGCGCUAUGGUCAUGUUGUUUGGCACAUUUACUUUCCGAUUACCGUUCACGAUACAAUUUACGCAAAAAGAAUCCACUUCUGUUCAGAAACAACGUACGAACACUUCUCAAAAUGUAUCCGGUAUUUCGUGAGAUUGAUGCGGUGGUAAGUGAGAGUUUGAUAAAGCCAAUAUUUAUGUCACUUAAUAUGUUGAUGGACGAAGAGGCGGACGAUAAAGACGUUCAGGUUUAUCCAUUUCCUUUAGCAAUGGUAUCGUUAGUCUUAGAAGAUGGCUCAUUAUUACAUAAACUAAGGCCAAACGAAUGCGAUAAACUCGUUUUGAUGGCACGUCAUUGCCUUUGUGAGAAAACACUCAAUGCGGAGAGUCGAAGAGGGCUUUUGAAUAUAAUUGAUCUGUGGACGUAUGGCUGGGACAUGGAAAUGUUUCCGGAUUACGUAAUGAAAUUUUAUGAGGGAUCAGAAACGAAGGAAAAUGUAGAAACUGCAAAAAGAAAGGUGAAUAAUGUCGCCUCGGAGACUAAGAUACAAGAACAACUACAAAACGAGGAUGUACGAAGUCAUCACAGCUACGAUACAAUUGAUUGGGAUCAUGAGAGUGUUGUUUGA
This is a messenger RNA of Anisakis simplex (herring worm), 825 nucleotides long. Lineage: Eukaryota; Metazoa; Nematoda; Chromadorea; Rhabditida; Anisakidae. The record is from the annotation of a GenBank genome assembly.